This is a messenger RNA of Aspergillus affinis, 461 nucleotides long. Its product is annotated as ribonuclease H family protein. The transcript has 2 exons. Gene Ontology annotation, molecular function: RNA-DNA hybrid ribonuclease activity; nucleic acid binding. The record is from RefSeq and is a predicted model, not a curated record. The annotation marks the transcript as partial. NCBI's taxonomy places the organism in Eukaryota, Fungi, Ascomycota, Eurotiomycetes, Eurotiales, Aspergillaceae.
AUGAUCGGAGUUGCCGCAGUCUCUAUUCGAGCAGGAAGGACCGCCAGGAAACACUUGGAAACGGAACUGGAUUCUACGGUCUACGUGGGGGAAUUAGAAGGGACCCGAAUGGCCCUAGAUCGGGCGAAGCCUAUCCCGGUCACGGUCUUCUCAGAUAGCCAGGCAGCUAUUCAAGCUGUGCGCAACCCUGGCUGGCUAUCGGGCCAGUACGCACUGCGGGCUAUCUACGGGAGGAUCAGGGCCCUGCGUAGCGAGAGCCUGGAAGAUACUGAACUGCGUUGGAUUUUCGCUCACAUCGGGGUAGAAGGAAACGAAAAGGCGGACAAGAUAGCCAAGGGGACUGCGAUAAAAGGACUUAAACUAAGCCCAGCGAUCCGUUACGUUACCGAAUUUAUGCAACAAACAGGCCUCCUUCAACAAUUCCGAUUCGCUCGAUUGGACGAGGAGGACGACGAGGAGGC